CAUCAAUCCAGAAGGGGCGCAAGAAUCGCAAGUUCCGCCAUUAUCGACGGAAAUGGCUGCGACGACGUACUUUCCUGCAGUGUUCAUUCAUGGCACUUUGGGCUGGGGUCGACGGACUCCGUUCUUCAACCUUGCCCCCAACUACUGGCCGUUGAAGCAGCUCGAUGAUGUGAACCCGAACCACAUUGUCGUGGAAGUGGGCAUCGCGUCCUCGGACCAUGACCGAGCAUGUGAGACGUUCUAUCAACUCAUCGGCGGUCGCGUGGACUACGGGGAGGCCCAUGCCGCCGAAAAAGGUCAUUUGCGUUACGGCGCUACCUUUGAUACGGCCUUGCAUCCGACGUGGAGCGAGGACAACCCCGUGCAUCUCGUUGGACAUAGUUAUGGCGCCACCACUGCGCUUGAACUAUAUCAACUGCUCUGCGUCGACUUCUUCGGCAUCGGAAGCAACUACAAAUGGGUCAAAAGCAUCGUGUCCAUCUCGGGCACGCUCUCCGGCACCACCAUGGGAUCUAUGUUUGGUUCGACCCUGGGCAAUCCGUCGCCGUACGGCAGCAUCAGUUAUCUCAUCGCGUGUGGGUUUGCCACGUUGCACAAGCUGCAGCAACAUGUCCCAUGGCUGUCAAACUUGUACGACCUCCGCAUGCCGCAGUGGGCGCACGCGUCGUCGUCGUCGUGGCGGACGCUGUACGAUCCAGCCCACAAACCGCUCAACACGGACGACAACGUGUUUACGUGUUUGCUGCCCCAGCAUCGGCUGGCCAAGAACGAACGCCUCGUACACAUGGACAAGAUCCACCUGUUUAGCAUCGUAUCGCAAACCACCAAUGUCCUCACGUACCCCCCCGUGGUGGAAUUCGCCACCAUCGCUGCGAUUUGUACCAUGUGGAAGCUCCAAAAGCCCAAGCUCUGGAUUGGGUUGUUGUCGUUGUGGCUGUGUCGACGGCUGACGAGAGUGGACUGGUCAAAGCCGUCACUGUUCCUGGGGUACCUCAUGAAACGGCAUGCAGAAAAGGCCGAUGCGUUCUACGAAGGAUACGACAAGGACGACUGGCAGCAUUCCGACGGCGUCGUGAAUUCGUACUCGAUGAUUCGACCUCGAUUGAGCUUUGCCCCCCCUCCCCCCAUGGAGGAACCCUCCGAGGAGGGGACCCCCGCCGUGAUGGUGCGUGUGCCUUCGCACGUCUCUAUCGACAUGGGCUUGCCCGACGAAUCGAACGCGGUGAUGAUUUCUACGGGUCAGUGGCAUGUCUACCGCGUGAACAAGAACCACCUGUGCGGCACUCGCGGCGACGGCGAUGCCCGGGAGCUGUACACCCGACUCUUUCGCCUCCUCAACCAAAUCAGCGGCACAUCCCCUUGUGACACGAUCCUGCCGUUGCCGCCGACACAGUUGGAGCUGGAUUUCUUGACGACUUAAUAUUCCAUGAAAAUGAUAGUUAUAUUUUGUGACAUGG
Molecule: messenger RNA, 1457 nt
Organism: Aphanomyces astaci
Lineage: Eukaryota; Oomycota; Saprolegniomycetes; Saprolegniales; Verrucalvaceae
Exons: 11
Coding region: 53-1420 (455 amino acids)
Source: RefSeq, a predicted model, not a curated record